CUGGUUUCCACACUGAUGCGAUCAUGUUCACAGUGAGGAGUGCCCCUUUGAAUUUGUUGUCGAACCUAUGCAGACUACCUAUCCCCUGGAACACGUACCUGUGGGCUGGGAAGGUCAUACACACCCCGAAGGUGCUUUGUACUUCUAUAACAAGGACCGAAAAACAUAUACCGAGGCGUGGCUCUGCGAUCCCGAUAUCUUAGAAGAGAUCGAGGACUUCGCGGCGCGGCUGGACGAAGCAGUGCAGCUGUUAGGUUACACACUGCCGCCUGAGACGGAACUUGUGCUCGAGCUAGAGCAGAUACCAAAGGAAGCAGGACCCGUCACUGAUCUGGAGUCUGGUAAACCUUCCAAACAUUAUUGGACAUACUACUAUGUAAACCAUGCCGAGCGGGUGCUGUUCUGGGUACAUUCAUACAAGGUCUCGAACGAGCUGGAGGACCUCAGAGGCUACACUCUGCAUCGCAUAUCAGUGGGUUCCAUCGUUAUGUGUUCCAUUUCAGGGCGAAGUUGACAUCUUCGCAACAAAACAGAACACGGAUCGAAUCAUACUAUUGGUAAACCACAGUGGCA
This is a messenger RNA of Fomitopsis serialis, 573 nucleotides long. RefSeq lists its product as uncharacterized. Bases 68 to 514 code for a protein of 148 amino acids. The record is from RefSeq and is a predicted model, not a curated record. The transcript is spliced from 3 exons. NCBI's taxonomy places the organism in Eukaryota, Fungi, Basidiomycota, Agaricomycetes, Polyporales, Fomitopsidaceae.